Molecule: messenger RNA, 530 nt
Organism: Drosophila miranda
Lineage: Eukaryota; Metazoa; Arthropoda; Insecta; Diptera; Drosophilidae
Gene: Rpp14a
Exons: 2
Coding region: 171-506 (111 amino acids)
Biological process (GO): tRNA 5'-leader removal
Cellular component (GO): ribonuclease P complex
Source: RefSeq, a predicted model, not a curated record
AUCGUCUAUCGCUGUCUACCUAUCGCUCCUAUCCAGCUGUUUGACACAACGUGAAAAGCAAAAAAUUACAUAAAAAAUAUACGCCGGCAUUAAACAAGUUUUCAACCGAACUUUAAUGAAUAAGGAGUUCCCCCAAGCGUGUUCGGGAACAUCACAGCGCCAACCAAAGAAUGAGAGAUUCCCAAUACCUGGAUGUUAAGCUAAAACUUCGUGACACCGAGUCUAUUGUAUUGACGCCUGGCUACUUGAUUGGCUGCAUUCUCAACUCCCUGGAAAGCUUAUUUGGAGAAAUCGGAGGCAAGACAUCGCUGGAUAUUGUGAAAUUCAGUGCGGCAGAGCGACGACUUAUCUUGCGAGUGCCCCAAGAAUUCGUUGAGCGCGCGCGUAUUGCUGUUACCUUAAUAGGCCACUACCAGGAGGUGCCUUGUCACUUUCAGGUGCUAAACGCGUCAAAAAAUCAGCUGGACUUUGAUAGCAAGAACGACGAAAACGUCGUCAGACUUUAGUGAAAUUAUUCGCAGGGAGGCAUU